CUUGUUGGUUGUGAUAGCACGCCGUGAGUGAAAUUUUGGACGUUGUGAUGUGAUAAGUGGCCAAGGAUAAUUCCUCAUUGUCUGAUACCAAAAAAUGAGGUUGUAGUCCAAAAUGGAUUCCCCUGUGUCAUCACCUGAUGAUAUAGAAGUGAACGUGGUGUCAGGAGCCAGUAGCCCAGACAUUCCUUCGUCGCCUUCUAGAAACGAUCAAAGCCCAUUCUACGAUCUGAAAGGUAAAGAAGAAAAGGCAACAGGCAGUGCACCGUACACCAGUUUCUCGAUCAGUUCCAUCUUGAACCGAGCGGAACCAAGAAGGGAAUCGAAUGUUCUCGAAGCUGCAUUAGCUGCUAAUCAUUUUGGCAAUGAUGCUAUGCUAUCAAGAUUGGGUCUCAUAUCACAAUGGAGUGCUCUAGCAGGCCGCUACGGAGGCCUCGUCCCUGGGCCCUGGUAUUGGCAGAGGCCUCACGAAAGAACUCCACCUAAAGAAGAUUCAACGACCAACGAAGAAGGAUCAGGUGCUGGCUCACCUCGUCCAAGAAGUCCACCUCGCAUACCUUCGCCUCCUUCUCCAUCUCGCUCUUCCCCCCGCUCGCCUCGACUACAUCCAGCUCUGUACCCUCAACAGCAAGACCCUCAGGACUCUGAUCCGGAUAUCGACGAAAGUGACGACUUCGAUAAGGACGAAAAGCGCGAUCCCAGCGCAAACUUAGGAAAACGAAAGAAAAAAACUCGUACAGUUUUUUCUCGCUCGCAAGUAUUCCAGCUCGAAUCAACUUUCGAUAUGAAGAGAUACCUGAGCAGCUCAGAACGCGCCGGCCUUGCAGCCAGUCUUCAUCUAACAGAGACCCAGGUAAAGAUAUGGUUUCAGAAUCGCCGAAACAAAUGGAAAAGGCAGUUGGCUGCUGAACUGGAAGCAGCUAACAUGGCUCAUGCAGCUCAAAGAUUAGUCCGUGUGCCAAUUCUGUAUCAUGAAUCUAGACCAACUUCCAUGCCUCAUACCCCACUCCCGAUCCACCCGCAGUUUUCCAAUGAAACUGGCGUCUAUUUUCAACCGCAAGCUCCUCAGCAACUUCAGCAAUUGCCUCCUUCACCAGUAACUUCUAGAGCACCACUUUCAAGUCUUGUAUAGUGUACGCUCGAAGUCGCUCGUCAAAACGACGCGGCUAACGGACAGUUCUAAAUUUGAAUUAACCAAAAUGGCGGCCUAGUCAUUAGUAUGUGUCAAAUAAUGAAGGUAGUUUAAUAUUUAAGAUAUUGUGUUGCGUACAAAGUUUGUUGUCAUUCCAAAUUGUAUCAUAUGUAAAUAAAAUUAAUUUAAUUUAAAGUACUAGCCAAAAUAUUGUAAAUAACUAGUUGCAAUUUAAUAGUGACUGUGCUUUUCGUGUAUAUAAUUUAAGGUGGAUAUUAAAUGUUAUGUUAAAAUAAGUUUAUAAUAAAAAAUAUUACGCUUUGUCAAACAUAUAAUUUCCCAGGAAUAAUGUUAUUGUUGGCUUUAAAUUAAGUUAAAAACAAAUUUGAGUGUUUAUUUCAUUUUAGUCUUUAUAUGACGACGGAAAAUCCUUAGUUACUUAAAUAUUUUUUACACAUUUCAAAUCUAACAAAGCGACUAAUCAUAAUUUUGUAUAGUGUUGCCAUAUCAUUCUAAUGUAUUUAUAAUUCUAGCCUAAGGAUGCUUCAUUCUAAAUAUCAAAGCUAUUUAUUAUAGUAGAACUUUGUAAGUUACGUUAUAUCAUUGUAAUUAC
Messenger RNA from Leptidea sinapis, 1742 nucleotides. RefSeq names its product homeobox protein Hmx-like. The record is from RefSeq and is a predicted model, not a curated record. Gene Ontology annotation, cellular component: nucleus. Gene Ontology annotation, biological process: regulation of transcription by RNA polymerase II. The transcript has 4 exons. NCBI's taxonomy places the organism in Eukaryota, Metazoa, Arthropoda, Insecta, Lepidoptera, Pieridae. Gene Ontology annotation, molecular function: DNA-binding transcription factor activity, RNA polymerase II-specific; RNA polymerase II transcription regulatory region sequence-specific DNA binding. Bases 113 to 1129 code for a protein of 338 amino acids.